This is a messenger RNA of Pochonia chlamydosporia 170, 1350 nucleotides long. RefSeq lists its product as hypothetical. NCBI's taxonomy places the organism in Eukaryota, Fungi, Ascomycota, Sordariomycetes, Hypocreales, Clavicipitaceae. The transcript is spliced from 2 exons. The record is from RefSeq and is a predicted model, not a curated record. Bases 1 to 1350 code for a protein of 449 amino acids.
AUGUCUGCACUAGACUCCGCUACGGCAGGUCAGGGUUUACCAAAUCCUCGCAAACCCCUUGACAGCCAGAAAAAUACGGGUACUGAUAUGUCCAUAAUGAUUCUUGUCCAAACCAAUUGUCCCAGCAGAUUCGCAUAUCAAGACCAGCAUUAUAUCAGAGGCCUCAACGCGGAGACUCUAGCAAGAGUUUUCCUCCCUUCUCCACCAUGGCUGUUGUCUCCAGAAUACACGCCGCUUCAACCAGACCCCGACGAGGCAUGUCCAUGCAUCUUCUUCAGUCUUAACCUCUCCAUCUACAACCAGAAUAUUGAUCCGGAAGAAUGGACUGAACAAUGGUUCUUCAUGAACGGUCGUGUCCAUCCUUACGCAUUAACAUGGAAGGUGGAACAACUCAACGGCGUAGAAUCAGACGACCGUACUUUAGUCGACUACACCAUUCCGACACUUAUUGUCCGUGAUCAGGGCUACCAGCCAAUCAACCCACGACCUUUUGCCGCAAUAGACCACUUUCCGAUGGUGCCUCCGAUUGUCAGUUUUACUGGUCCAAUCAUUGGUUCUGGUCGAACUCAUCUACGAAAAGAUAUCCUUCCUAAUCUGAGCGAUGUUCAAUUGAAAUGCUGCGGCUUUGUGCAACUUUCUUCCUUUAUCACGCCUGGGGACCCAUCCAAACCACCGUACAGAGGUUUCCAUCCAUUCCAAGCUUUCCUCAUAUUCCCUAUACACGCCAACCCAUGGGCUUCUCUAUGUAAGAAAAUGAUCGAAAGGCAAGACACACAGUUCCAAGCCAAUGCGCUGGUCACCUGCACGGGUAAAAUCGCGGGUUUACUACAUCACAAAAUCAUGCUGCACCCACCCAGCCUGGAGCAAGACUACGUUUUUAUCAUCGUUCCAGACAGCUGGACCUUCCUUGACAAAGCCAACUUCAACUCAACCUCCCGGCACUCCUCCUACACAGAGCCCAAGCAGCAAUCAUCAGGACUCAUGGCCUUUGACGACGCUCUGGCCAAAUUCACCUCCCCAAGGAAAGACAUGAUCAAUCAACCAUCCCACCCUCCCAACCUCAUCUCAGACGAACAAACUACUCCUCCAAUGAAGCGCCACAACGCUGAAAAUUAUCAAACACCAGCGAAAAGACUUUGCAAAGCAUCGGGAUCAAACCACCACGAUGACCCACAAGGUAGCUCAUCAUCUCCGCCUAAUGAUCUUGAUCAGCUUGGUGACUACAGUGAUCCAACUCUCAGUCCAGAUGGUCCAGAGGCCCCUUCAAUAACUGCCGUCAUGCCUGUUGAUUCUUCAAACCGACCACACCGAAGCCGACAUCCGCCAAGGAAAUACCUGGAAUCUGACUGA